This is a messenger RNA of Dimorphilus gyrociliatus, 496 nucleotides long. Lineage: Eukaryota; Metazoa; Annelida; Polychaeta; Dinophilidae. The record is from the annotation of a GenBank genome assembly.
UAUGAGAGGGGAAAACUUGUAUAAAUCCGGAAAGAAAGGCGUUUCGUUACUAUUCGACGAAUCUUCAUCAUUCAUUAUCGCUCUUGGUACGCGUUAUUACUUAUUGGCCGCCGAAUUAUUACUUGGCUCCCUGGUUUUUGUUCUGGGAUACGCGUUGCUCAACUUUCAAGAAAGAAUUUGCGAAUGGCGACUUCCCUUGUUUAUCAUGUCUUUAAUAACUUUUAUAACGGCCUCUUCAUUUCUGGAAAAUUACGGCGCUAUUGUGGAAACUACCUACACUUGUUUACUCGUUAUUGGUAACGAUUUGAAGGGGGAGGAGGAAGAGAAGGAGGAGGAGGACAAUCAGAAGAGUAAUUCAAAAGACGGAAAAAAAUCUAAAGUAGCGAUGUCAUUAGGCUUUAUAAAAAGAAAGAAUCCCAUUAAAGCGGCCACUGGUAAAUUGGGAUCAAUUUUUUCAGAUUAUGGUAUUAAAGUUCCCGCCAGUGCCGUAAUAUGA